AUGCAGCGCCCCUCCUCCUCCUGCAGCGGCUCCGAGCUCAGUCCUGAUGCAGAGGCCCCUGAGUGGACGUGGCCUUUCUCACCUCUUGCACCUCGCACACCUUUGAAGUUCCACAAGUCACCUCCUCACCCCCUCUUCACCCCCUCCUCACCCCCUCCUCACCCCCUCCUCACCCCCUCCUCACCCCUCCUCACCCCUCCUCACCCCUCCUCACCCCCUCCUCACCCCUCCCCCCCUCCUCACCCCUCCUCACCCCCUCCUCACCCCCUCCUCACCCCCUCCUCACCCCCUCCUCACCCCCUCCUCACCCCCUCCUCACCCCCCUCCUCACCCCUCCUCACCCCCUCCUCACCCCCUCCUCACCCCCCCCUCCUCACCCCUCCUCACCCCCUCCUCACCCCUCCUCACCCCCUCCUCACCCCUCCUCACCCCUCCUCACCCCUCCCUCACCCCCCUCCUCACCCCUCCUCACCCCCUCUUCACCCCUCCUCACCCCCUCCUCACCCCUCCUCACCCCCUCCUCACCCCCCUCACCCCCUCCUCACCCCCUCCUCACCCCCUCCUCACCCCCUCCUCACCCCCCUCACCCCCUCCUCACCCCUCCUCACCCCCUCCUCACCCCUCCUCACCCCCUCCUCACCCCCUCCUCACCCCCUCCUCACCCCUCCUCACCCCUCCUCACCCCCUCCUCACCCCCCUCCUCACCCCUCCUCACCCCCUCCUCACCCCUCCUCACCCCUCCUCACCCCCUCCUCACCCCCUCCUCACCCCUCUCACCCCUCCUCACCCCUCCUCACCCCCUCCUCACCCCCUCCUCACCCCUCCUCACCCCUCCUCACCCCUCCUCACCCCCUCCUCACCCCCCUCCACCCCUCCUCACCCCUCCUCCACCCCUCCUCACCCCCUCCUCACCCCUCCUCACCCCUCCUCACCCCCUCCUCACCCCUCCUCACCCCCUCCUCACCCCUCCUCACCCCUCCUCACCCCCUCCUCACCCCUCCUCACCCCCUCCUCACCCCUCCUCACCCCUCCUCACCCCUCCUCACCCCCCUCCUCACCCCCUCUGGUCUGCCAUGUCAUCCCAGCUCUGACACAUGUCUAACACGGGUGAGUGAGAGUGCUGCUGGGAUCUGA
This is a messenger RNA of Knipowitschia caucasica, 1134 nucleotides long. Lineage: Eukaryota; Metazoa; Chordata; Actinopteri; Gobiiformes; Gobiidae. The record is from the annotation of a GenBank genome assembly.